Molecule: messenger RNA, 512 nt
Organism: Saccoglossus kowalevskii
Lineage: Eukaryota; Metazoa; Hemichordata; Enteropneusta; Harrimaniidae
Source: RefSeq, a predicted model, not a curated record
CAGUGGUGAAAGUGAUAAUGAUAAACGUAACACUGGGGAAAUUGAUAAUGAUAAACGUAACAGUGGUGGAAAUGAUAAUUAUAAACGUAACAGUGGUGAAAGUGAUAAUGAUAAACGUAACUCUGGUGAAAAUGAUAAUGAUAAACGUAACAGUGGUGAAAGUGAUAAUGAUAAACACCCUGGUGGUGAAAGUGAUAAUGAUAAACACAACAGUGGUGAAAAUGAUAAUGAUAAACAGAACAGUGGUGAAAAUUACAAUGAUAAAUGUAACAGUGGUGGAAAUAAUAAUGAUAGACAAAGUAGCGGUGAAAGUGAAGAUGAUAAACACAUUUGUGGUGAAAAUGAUAAUAAUACACAGAACAGUGGUGGAAAUGAUAAUGAUAAACGUAACAGUGGUGAAAGUCAUAAUGAUAAACGUAACAGUGGUGAAAGUAAUAAUGAUAAACGUACCACUGGUGAAAGUGACAAUGAUAAUGAUAAACACAACAGUGGUGAAAAUCAUAAUGAUAAAC